This is a messenger RNA of Notolabrus celidotus (New Zealand spotty), 4447 nucleotides long. RefSeq names its product dynamin 2b (gene dnm2b). The transcript has 20 exons. NCBI's taxonomy places the organism in Eukaryota, Metazoa, Chordata, Actinopteri, Labriformes, Labridae. Gene Ontology annotation, cellular component: cytoplasm; membrane; microtubule. The record is from RefSeq and is a predicted model, not a curated record. Bases 312 to 2888 code for a protein of 858 amino acids. Gene Ontology annotation, molecular function: microtubule binding; GTP binding; GTPase activity.
CAAGGGGCGGGGCUGAAAUCUCCGGCGGAGGCUGGGUGUCGCCUGACCGGAUGAUGACAGAAGUUUGCGGGUUAAUGUGGCGACUUUUAUCAUGCAGACUGCUACUUUGUAAUCCCACCGGGACUCUGCGCGUGAAGGGGACUCUUGACUCUGUUCUCUGUGUGUGUUUUUAUGAUAAGAACUAUAUAAGAGUGUGACAACACGCUGUGCCAACUGGGAACUUUCUGUCUGCUGGGAGAGCGACCCUCUGGCUCUUAUUUCCCCGGGUUGGAGAUCGGAAAAGAGCCCGCUGGGCUGACCGAGGUGCAGCGAUGGGUAACCGGGGAAUGGAAGACCUCAUUCCCCUAAUCAACAAGCUCCAGGACGCCUUCAGCUCCAUCGGGCAGACCUGCAACUUGGACCUGCCGCAGAUAGCGGUUGUCGGCGGCCAGAGCGCAGGGAAGAGCUCGGUGCUGGAGAAUUUCGUUGGGAGGGAUUUCUUGCCAAGAGGAUCUGGCAUCGUCACGCGUCGUCCUCUCAUCCUGCAGCUGGUUAACAGCAAAGCAGAGUAUGCAGAGUUCCUGCACUGUAAGGGCCGCAAGUUUGCGGACUUUGAUGAAGUCCGUCUGGAGAUUGAAGCGGAGACCGACCGGAUCACAGGAUCCAACAAGGGCAUCUCCCCCAUCCCCAUCAACCUGCGUGUCUACUCCCCCAAUGUGCUGAACCUGACGCUGAUCGACCUCCCGGGGAUGACAAAAAUUGCUGUGGGAGACCAGCCUCAAGACAUUGAGUUUCAGAUCAGAGAAAUGCUGAUGCAGUUCAUCACCAAAGAGAGCUGUCUGGUCCUCGCCGUCACCCCGGCCAACACCGACCUCGCCAACUCUGACGCCCUCAAGAUCUCCAAGGAGGUGGACCCUCAAGGGCUGCGGACCAUCGGUGUGAUCACAAAGCUGGACCUGAUGGACGAGGGCACAGACGCACGAGACAUCCUGGAAAACAAACUACUGCCCCUCCGCAGAGGGUACAUCGGCGUGGUGAACCGUAGCCAGAAGGACAUUGACGGGAAGAAAGACAUCAAAGUUGCUUUGGCUGCUGAAAGGAAGUUCUUCCUGUCCCACCCCGGAUACAGACACAUCGCAGAACGUAUGGGCACACCGCAUCUGCAGAAGACCCUCAAUCAGCAACUCACCAACCACAUCCGAGACACGCUGCCGGGGUUACGCAGUAAACUGCAGAGCCAGCUGCUAUCGCUGGAGAAAGAAGUAGAGGAGUACAAGAACUUCCGCCCUGACGACCCUGCACGCAAAACCAAGGCCCUGCUCCAGAUGGUGCAGCAGUUCGGCGUGGACUUUGAGAAGUGCAUUGAAGGAUCAGGAGAUCAGGUCGACACCUCUAACUUGUCCGGUGGAGCGAAGAUCAACCGCAUCUUUCAUGAGAGGUUUCCCUUUGAGCUGGUGAAGAUGGAGUUUGAUGAGAAGGAGCUGAGGAAAGAGAUCAGCUAUGCCAUCAAGAACAUCCACGGUGUCAGGACAGGCCUGUUCACCCCUGACCUGGCGUUUGAGGCCAUAGUGAAAAAGCAGAUCAUAAAGCUGAAAGAGCCGAGUCUGAAAUGCAUCGACCUGGUCAUUCAGGAGCUCAUCAACACAGUCAGACAGUGCACUAAUAAGCUGGGAUCAUACCCUCGGCUGAAAGAAGAGACUGAGAGGAUCGUCACCACCUACGUCAGGGAGAGAGAGGGCAAGACCAAGGACCAGGUGCUGCUGCUGAUUGACAUCGAGCUCUCCUACAUCAACACUAACCAUGAGGACUUCAUCGGAUUCGCAAAUGCCCAGCAGAGGUCAGCUGCUAACGCUACCAAGAAGAGAGUCAUGCCCAACCAGGUGAUCCGUCGAGGUUGGCUCACGAUCAACAUCAGUAUCAUGAAGGGAGGAUCCAAGGACUACUGGUUCGUCCUGACUGCUGAGUCUCUCUCCUGGUACAAAGAUGAGGAGGAGAAAGAGAAGAAGUACAUGCUGCCUCUGGAUAACCUGAAGCUGAGGGAUGUGGAGAAAGGCUUUAUGUCCAGCAAACACGUCUUUGCCAUCUUCAACACAGAACAGAGGAAUGUGUACAAAGACCUGCGGCAGAUCGAGCUGGCGUGCGACACUCAGGAGGAUGUGGACAGCUGGAAAGCUUCGUUCCUCAGAGCUGGUGUUUAUCCAGAGAAAGACCAGCCGGAUAAUGAAGAAACUUUGAAUUCCAGCGACACCGUGUCUAUGGAUCCUCAGCUGGAGCGACAGGUGGAGACCAUCCGCAACCUCGUGGACUCGUACAUCGGCAUCGUCAACAAGUCUAUCAGAGACCUCAUGCCGAAGACCAUCAUGCACCUCAUGAUCAACAGUGCGAAGGACUUCAUCCACUCUGAGCUGCUGGCCUAUCUGUACUCAGCGGGGGAUCAGGGCAGCAUGAUGGAGGAGUCUGCAGAGCAGGCUCAGAGGAGGGAUGAGAUGCUGAGGAUGUAUCACGCUCUGAAAGAGGCACUGGUCCUCAUAGGAGACAUCAGCACCUCCACCAUCUCCACCCCCGUGCCUCCACCUGUGGACAACAACUGGAUUCCCAAGGAACCGAGUCCUCCUCCAGGAUCUCGUGCUACCGCAGCUGCAGCGCCCCCUCCAGGCCGACCCCCAGCAGUGCGAGGGACGACCCCGGGUCCUCCGACUCCUCUCAACCCCUCUCCAGCUUUCGGAGCCCCACCUGUCCCAUCCAGACCCGGCCCAGGAGACACCAACUCGGGCUCUGUCCCUCUUAUCCCCUCCAGGCCAGGGCGGGUUCCUCCUGCUCUGCCGCCCGGGAUCCCCAGCAGAAGACCUCCGGCUGCUCCCAACAGACCCACUGUCAUUCGUCCUUCAGAGCCCUCCCUGCUUGACUAGAAACAGAAACUUUCUCUUGGUUUACACUUUUAUAUUUCUCCUGGGCAGAGAUAGUCUCUCUUUUUUUUUCCACGUGUAUUCUCUUAACGACAAACUGUGUCCUGUAACUGGUAAUCUGAUGCUGUUUUUGUCUGUGCAUUCUCAGAAACAUCAUGUCUGUAAUUUUGGUAGCUUUUUUAACAAAGUAUAUGAUGAAAUAUUCUGCUCUCAGUAUUAUGAUAAAGGGAUACAUUGAUGAUUUAUUGACUCGCAGGUUAAAACCAGUGAGUCGUCUUGGACUCUUCUUGUUUCAUUUACAAUGAAAGUGUCUUAAUACAACAUUUGAUUUAAACUUUUAUAUUAUGCUAAAAUAUACCUUUAAAUGUUUUUUUUAUGAGCUGUAGACUUGCUAACAAUUUGUCAGUGAUCUUACACACUAAGCACCUCAUUAAGGAAGCAGCACUUUCUGAUAAAGUAUUUUAUUUCCCUCAUAGUCAACAGACUUUCCAAGAUUAUCUAAAGAUUACUUUAUUAAAAAUUAGACUGACCAGAAUGUUUAUGCUUCUAUAUUUUGGUUGAUCACUUUAUUAAAGGGAUAUGGGAGUUGAUUGCUGCCACCACAGUGAAAAAAUUAACUUGUGUCAUGUUAUGGAUAUCAAAGUUUUAUUUCUACUAAUUUGACAGUAAAAUGAUUUAAAGAUAUUACAAGAAAUGUUUUGAUUACAACAUAAAAAAUUCUAUUUAACAAAAUCUUUCUUUUAAUAGGAUCACAUGUAUUGUUUUAACUCAAAAUGUUAAGACUCUAUCUGUUUAAUUUGGUCUCGGAUCAUCAAAUUUGAAUCUUAUUCCAAUACUGAUCUAAGCAGACAGAUUCAUAAUAAUCUUUCACACAUAAGUUAUGUUCGUUCAUUAUAAUCUAUCACCUUUAAGAUGAUACCACAUUAUCUACAUACAUGUAUAUGUGCUGGACAUGUGAAACUAUCUUAAAGUAGAAUGAAGAUAAGAUGCACUGUGAAAACUCUUCAACGGAACAAUUUACAUUUUAUAUUUUGACCUUAAGCUGUGUUUAAAAUUGACGCAGUUGCAAAGAUGUCAACCAUUUCUCAACAAUGGAGGUUGCUAUAAUGGAAAUUCUGUCUCCAGCUAAAGAAACAGGCGGAGGUGUCCUGACAAGCAGCUGAGCAAAACCUAUGUGUAAAAUGAGCCCCGCCCCUUUUUACUGUGUUAUUAUGUAUAACUCUUGGCCUUAAUGAGUAAGGAUGAGUUCUCAGUUAUUUUCCCCUUCUGCAUUAGCUCCUGUUUUUGUACUCGUUUGCCUCUUUGGUUAAAAAUGAUGCAGAUUUGUUUUUUUUUCCUGGGUGGCAGCAGUGGGCUUCCGUACGAGACAGAAGGUAGCAGAUAGAAAAGGUCGUCUGAUAUAUUACUGAUCAUUAAACUGAUGGAGUUGGCUCAUCGUCAGUGAAAUUCUGAUCCACGUGCCUCUGGAGGAAGUGAUUUAAAAGCCAUAAUGAUAACAGGACGAUACAGGAGGAUUCCUUUCAGAGGGUGUUUGACUGAAUAAAGGAGUAGAAAAUCAACCA